Messenger RNA from Rhopilema esculentum, 2414 nucleotides. RefSeq names its product putative G protein-coupled receptor 139. Gene Ontology annotation, molecular function: G protein-coupled receptor activity. Gene Ontology annotation, cellular component: membrane. The record is from RefSeq and is a predicted model, not a curated record. Lineage: Eukaryota; Metazoa; Cnidaria; Scyphozoa; Rhizostomeae; Rhizostomatidae. Gene Ontology annotation, biological process: G protein-coupled receptor signaling pathway.
CCCUUUUAUUGCAGUUCUAAAACUACUUGCUUCGGAAGAAAGUGGGGGGCCAUGGCCACCCCGCCCCCUCCCUCCCCGCCAGUGGCGCGGGCCCUGCAGCGUCACGAUAAGACGCUCGAAACACAACCAUUUUAAAACCGCUGGUAUACGGACAUUAAAGAAUGUACCCAUUCUUCGUACAUAAAAACGUAGAUUUAUCACCCAUUACCAAACCUGAAAAUCAUUUUUUAAAUUUGUUUAGACUCUGUAGGAGAUGGCUUUGUUAGUAAAAUGAACAUAUCUUCACUCUAUUUCCUUUUAAUUAUUUAAACCACUUGCGACCGCUUGUUUGUUUGCAAAGCUGCAUGCUUUGAUGGGGAUGGGGUGGCUUUGUUUGUCUAAAUAAGUCAACGGAGAAGUAGCUUGGUAAUCAAUCAAAUGCAAUGAAAAGCACAUCUGGUUUAAACUUCAAUUUAAGUAAGUAAUUUCUUAAUCAAUGUCUAAUCAUUUCAGGUGGACGCAAUCAUUUGCAUUGGAUAUUCAGCGUGCCUGUUGGCAUUACAAUCUGCAUCAUUGGUUUGAUUGGCAAUGCUAUUUCGGUAUGUGCUUGGUACAGGAUAAUGAAAUCAAAAAGGACGGGUGGACUAGCAACAAGCAUAUAUCUUAUUGCCCUUGGUAUUGUCGACAGUGGUCUCCUGUUCUUCUUCCUACUAGUCGACACAAUUCCUGGAAAUAACCCGUCUGUCAAAAAUACAUAUUCUUAUGCUGCCUUCUUCUCUUAUUUCGGAUUCCCUUUAUUUUUCUUCUUCAUCGUUGCCAGCAUUUGGGUGAUGGUUGGAGUCACCAUAACUCGAUUUAUCAUGGUGAAAUUCCCAAUCAAAGCAAAGGACUGGUGUUCUGCUAAGCGGGCCUACAUUGGCAUUGGUGCCACAAUGGUUGCAACGUUUAUCAUCAACUUCCCUCACUUCUUUAAUUAUCGGCCCGUGAAAGUUGCCGGUGGCUAUCAACUGCAAAUGACAGAGUAUGGAAAGAGCGAAUCCGCCCAGAUGUAUGAAUUUUGGAUCCACUGCAUGAUUCUUGUGUUAGUCCCAUGGGCAACAAUCGCAUUCCUCAAUGCAAGCAUCAUAUACGCUUUGGUGAAGCGCACAAAGUACAUGCAGGGUCUCGACAAAACUGCAUCAAGCAAACCAGAGCGCAACAAGCAAGACCAGCAAAUGACGACAAUCCUCUUGACUGUCACCUUCACGUUUCUCAUCCUCCUGGCCUUGCAGUGUAUAACACAGUGUUUCUUUAUGCUCGGCAAUGGCAAGAAAAAUGUUAGCUGGGAUCAGAAUUCAGUCAGCACUGCAUUUGCCUUUGCCAAAAUGGGCGUCGUCAUCAAUUCUGCAAUCAACUGCUUUCUCUAUUGUUUCACUGGGUCUGUUUUCAGAAAGGAACUGAAGAAAAUGUUCGCUUGCAAGCCAUCCCGCCAAUAUGCCGCGUAUUCUAACACAUCAAAGGCAUCAAGGGGUGAUACUAAUGAGACCUACACUGAGUCGAAGGCCUAAGCUACAAAUAAACUGUCGACCAAGUAAAUUGUACGAUGACUCAGAGAGAUAUCCAGGAAUGACACAAAAGAGACUUAAACAUGAUUUUAGAUACUCUAUUAGCUUUCAAAAUCAAUACACGUCUACCAAAAUAUAUCCAUAUCACUCGCAAUCAUUAUGCGAUGCGUUUUCAGCCAAAUCAGUGAUCGUUCACGGUAUGCAGUUCAGCAAAAAAAGUCGGAAGCCCAAACAUAUGCGAAGGCAGGCAACAAACCACCACAAGGGACGGUGGUUCCCUGAAUCGUAAGAAGAUUUGUUUUUGUAUCCAGAUGAUUUGCCUAAAGAAAUAUGUUUUUGAUGGUGAGCCAAUAGGUUUGUUUUUCGCCAAAUACCUGGAUGGGCUUUGACUCUAUCUUUUUAAUAAAUCGUAUACCACCGUCAACCGUGAUGCUCCCAGCCACCCUGAUGCCCCCAGCAACCAGGAUGCCCCCAGCCACCCUGAUGCCCCCAGCCACCCUGAUGCCCCCAGCCACCCUGAUGCCCCCAGCCACCCUGAUUCCCCCUGCCACCCUGAUGCCCCCAGCCAUCAUGAUGCAUUGGCUUUUAUUUCAUAUGUGACAUUUUAAAAAGACAAUAUUUUUCAGGAAUAUGCAUCUUAUGAGAAGAAAUUUAACAUUAAACGACUUUAUUUGUAAGUUCACACGUUCGUAAAAUACUUCAUUAAUCGGUUUUGCUCCUAUUCUGUAUUUAAUCAUUUAGCCAUUCGCUAAGUAAUCUUUUGUUAUUUACUAAUGCAUCUAUUUGUUAAAAUGUAAUUGUUGCAUCUGCUAGUUAGACACCGUGCAGUGUAAUUUGUUUAUUCGUAUUGGAUUCAAUUCUUAAAAAUAUAGUUAUAUUUGUGUACAAAUA